Penicillium robsamsonii is the source of this 966-nucleotide messenger RNA. Its product is annotated as NAD(P)-dependent oxidoreductase. The transcript is spliced from 2 exons. Gene Ontology annotation, biological process: L-valine catabolic process. Gene Ontology annotation, cellular component: mitochondrion. Gene Ontology annotation, molecular function: 3-hydroxyisobutyrate dehydrogenase activity; NADP binding; NAD binding. NCBI's taxonomy places the organism in Eukaryota, Fungi, Ascomycota, Eurotiomycetes, Eurotiales, Aspergillaceae. The coding region runs from base 1 to 966 and encodes 321 amino acids. The record is from RefSeq and is a predicted model, not a curated record.
AUGACUACACGCGAUUUCAACAAAGUCGGCUUCAUUGGCCUUGGAGCCAUGGGAAAGCACAUGGUCGAACAUCUCGCGACCAAUCUCCCUAAUGAGAGCCGCAUCUUCGUAUAUGAUAUUUCAAGCGCUCCAAUUGAUGACCUAGUGAGCAGAUAUCCAGGCAAGGUCAUACGCAGCGUAUCACCGAAGGAUGUAACAGAGAAUUCGACAAUCAUGCUCUCCAUGGUCCCGGAAGGGAAACAUGUCAAUUCCGUAUAUCUCACCCCGGAAACCGGCGUCACAGCCGCACCCCUCCACAACAAACUCCUCAUCGACUGCUCAACAAUCGACAUCGCCACAAGCCUCAGCGUCAGAAACUACAUAGCAACCCACCACCCAACAACCUCCUUCUAUGACGCCCCAGUCAGCGGUGGCACUCUCGGAGCCAAAGCCGGUACCAUCGCGUUCUUCCUCGGCUGCGCGGUAACCGACGAGAAUCUCCCGUGUAUGAGCAAAUUGCUGCGUCUCAUGGGAACCAAGAUGAUCCCCUGCGGCGGCCCAGGAUCCGGUCUUGCUGCGAAACUGUGCAACAAUUACCUCUCUGGCCUAAUUGCGAUCGCAAGCUCGGAGUCUCUCAAUAUGGGGAUCCGCGCUGGUCUUGACCCGCGCGUACUCAAUGAUGUCAUCGGUGCUGGGACUGCGGCGAAUGCGAUCUGUGCGGACUAUAAUCCUUGUCCUGGAGUUGUGACCAAGGCGCCCGCCAGCAAGGGGUAUGAGGGUGGAUUUAAGGUGGAGUUGAUGAAGAAGGACUUUGGGCUUGCAGUGGAGUUGGCGACGGGUGUGGGUGCGAAUUUAGUGCUUGGGGAAAAGGCGCUCGAGACGUAUACGGCCGCGGCGGAGGACCCGAAUUGUCGGGGUCGGGACUCGAGGGUUGUAUAUAGGUUUAUUGGCGGGGAUGAGAAGUGGAGGGCGAGAUUUGGAGGUUAG